Messenger RNA from Trichomonas vaginalis G3, 1362 nucleotides. RefSeq names its product VPS9 domain family. The transcript has a single exon. Bases 1 to 1362 code for a protein of 453 amino acids. Lineage: Eukaryota; Parabasalia; Trichomonadida; Trichomonadidae. The record is from RefSeq and is a predicted model, not a curated record.
AUGAACAAAUCGUUUAUACAUAUUAAUCUUGAUACUGUUGUUCAUCCUGAUUUCAUGAGAUUCAUAGAUAUUUUACCCCCUGAUGCAAAAACGAGUAAAUCCGUUCUAGAAGCAAUGGAGAAUCAGAUUUUAGAAAUCAAUGCACUUGUUGCUGAACUAGGACGUGAAUCUGUAAAAUAUAGGAAUAAGCUAUUUAAAUUUCACCCGACUGAUCUGACAGGAAUGCAACCACAAGUUAGAUUUGCAAUCAGGAAGAUGGAAAAGCUCCAAAAGCAACUUGAAAAGUAUUCUGAGAACUUUUUCAGAGAUUCUGUAGCAAAAAUAUCGCCGAUUGCAUGUCUUUUUCAAGAACUUUUCGAUAAAAAAACACCAGCCGUCAUGGAUUUUCAUGAAUUACGAAGAUUUCUUCAAAUGUCGCAUGACGACAAUCCAGUUAAUAUUAUGAAACGUAAAAGAAUCCAAAUUCUUGAUAGUUAUGCAAAAAGAUUAAGUACAGCUCCAAUUUACCCAACAAUUCCAGAAUUACAAAUAGUUGCAGUUGCAAAAGAAGUCUCUUAUACAGUUGAUCCUGUUACAUUGCAUAGUUCCCCAUGUUUUUUGGAUGAUUUUAUUUAUUACUACAUUUAUACUCAUAAUAGCAUUAAAGAUUUCGAUGAGCUUGUGCAAACUGUCUCUGUUGAUAAGAAAUCUAUCAAUAUGAAACCGUUUCAGCCAUUUAUUAAUAGAUAUGUUGAUAGAUUCGGUCAACUUGACAAAAACGAAGUAAUGGUCAUCAGAACAUCAGUCGCUAGGUUCUUCUUUGAUAGAUUCUUCGCUACAAACUCACGGCUUUACAUAAAUCAGCCCGCAAUUGACCAAUUUAUUGCGAAUUGCUCACAAAUGUCAUCCAUGUCUCCCAAAGAGUUGAAAAUUGAAGCAAAGUUCAUCAGAGAUUGCAAUUUCGAAAGAUCUUUUAAGGAAAUCGCAAAUACGGAUGUCAAUUUUCAAGCUGCCCAUAUUCAGUUACUUUUAGCAGGUUUCUAUAGUUACCCAUCCGAUAUUCUACAGUGCAUAUACGCUGCAAUGAAAUGCACUGAAGAAUACGUCAAAAUUGCAAGAUUUGAGAAAGAAUUCGGAACAGAGAAGCCAAUUGACACGACAAGCGAAGAGUUCAUCACAGCCAGCAGCGAUCUUGCUUUUGACGACUUUUUCCCAAUUUUUUCUGCUGUUUUCGCAACUUCCCCUUGUUCAAACGCUCUAGCGAUUCAGCGGUUACUUGAGAUGAUUGAAAAACUUGUCAUUCCGACCACUUUUGACUUUGCCAAGGUCAUUUUUAUGACAUGUGUCUCUCAUAUCAAAUCUUUUUCUUCUGAAACUCAUUGA